Molecule: messenger RNA, 11661 nt
Organism: Mixia osmundae IAM 14324
Lineage: Eukaryota; Fungi; Basidiomycota; Mixiomycetes; Mixiales; Mixiaceae
Exons: 12
Coding region: 110-11284 (3724 amino acids)
Biological process (GO): DNA repair; regulation of DNA-templated transcription
Cellular component (GO): NuA4 histone acetyltransferase complex; SAGA complex; nucleus
Molecular function (GO): transcription coregulator activity; protein binding; methyltransferase activity
Source: RefSeq, a predicted model, not a curated record
GCGCGACAGUGGCCACCUAUCGACUGGCUCUCAGUAGGCUCUGAGUAGCUCGUGCAGCUCCGAAACUGCUGCAUUAGCUCAGCGACAGGCUCAGCAGCUCAGUCAAGCCAUGGCGCCGGCCUCGCCGACCGGCCCUGCUACUCGAACUCGCCAUGGUCAGACUCGAGCGAGUGCAGCUUCAGCGAGCUCCGCGCACUCUGGGGAAGCCUCGGGAGGUGCUAGCACGACCAAUAUGGCAGCUGCGACGGGUGACAGAGCGUCGACGAGUCGGUCGCCCAGCGUUUCUUUGCCAGCCUCUGGCUCGGUUGGCCUAGCUGGCUCUUUGCCGCCUUCCUCUCUGUCUGGCGGCCGAGAUGAGCAGACCUACGCCGCCAGACUGAGCGAUCCAUCUCUGCCGACCUCUGUCAAGCUCAAUCUGGCUUCAGAGAUCCGAGAUAGGAUCGAUCUCUAUCAGCGUGACAGCGAGUAUAUCCACUUUCUCGACCACUUGCUGCCCGUCAUCCUGGCCAUACUCAAGGAGGGCAAGGUCACCUUCAACACCAAUACGAACGAGCAACGUCUGCGCCAUGUCCUGAUCGAGACGCUACACAGGAUACCUCAUUCGGGCAAGCACAAGGACCACGCGAUGGAAAUGAUGGUCGUCGCUCUCCAGCUUGUCAGGACAGACAAUGAAGACAACGCUUGCCUCUGCAUGAAGAUCUUGAUUGAUCUCCAUCGCUCAUACAAGGACAUCUUGGCGCCUACGGUCGAUCAAUUCCUGUCGACUGUCAAGGAAAUCUACGCAGGCAUGACCGAUGCCGUCCCAAGAGUCUUUGGCACCAAUCCCGAUGGCACCGGUGGCGAAGCCGUACCAGAUGUGCUGCCUUCCAAUGCGUCGAAAGACCUGGUUGCAAGUCAUCCCAAUAUCAUCCCGACUGGUAUGACGAGCUUCAAGCUUCUGACCGAGUGUCCAAUCGCAAUCGUCUUCCUCUUCCAAACUUACCGCGAUGUCGUCAGCCGAGAGAUAGAAGUCUUUGUGCCCCUCAUCUUUCAAUUCCUAAGCUUGCAACCUGCUCCUCAAGCUUACGCGCACGAGCAAGCUAAGCUCGCAGGUGACCUUCAUAUCGGGAUCGCUGCAAACAUGCAACGCAAGCGCGCAAGGUUUCAGGAUCUCCUAGUAGCUCAAGUCAAGACAAUGUCAUUCCUCGCAUACGUCUUGCGCGUUGCGGACAAGACGCUCGAGCCGUACCGUGAUCGGAUCCCUGAGAUUGCUAUCAGGCUGCUCAAAGACUGCCCGCCUGACGCUUCUUCGAACCGCAAAGAGUUGCUAGUCGCAACGCGUCACAUUCUGUCGACGGCUUUCAGGAGUGCAUUCGUCAAUUACAUCGAUGUCGUGCUAGAUGAGCGAGUCCUUGUCGGAGCUGGCGUCACACCUCACGAGACUCUUCGGCCUCUCGCCUACAGCAUGCUUGCUGAUCUCAUUCAUCACGUCCGCAUGGAGCUCAGUAUCGGUCAACUCUCUCGGGUAGUGCAAGCCUACUCUUGCAGUCUUCAUGACCCGACCUUAGCCCCUGCCAUUCAGACGAUGUGCUCCAAACUGCUGCUCAAUCUCAUCGAAUCGAUUCUCAAGAAAGAUCGUGAAGAGGCGACGAAAUUGCUCAGCUGUAUGUUCGAAGCAUUUGUCCGAAAGGUCGAGGGAAUGGCAGAGGUGCGCAAGGAAUGGACGCGGUGGGCUCGACCGAAGACUGCAAAAAAGGCCGAAGGCGAGGAAGUGGAUGAGAUCGAUAUCGAGCGCAGACGUCCUAUCGCGCCUAUGAUCGUCAUGACGGAUCCUCAGCCUGAUCCGGUCAAGGAUGCUCGCUUUUUGUUCCGCAACCUGAUCUUCGGCGUCAAGACUAUCUUGACGGCGCUGAAGCACCUCGGCUCACCCCUGCCAGAUGCGGAUCAGAUGGGUCGACUCUUCACAGGCUGUAUACAGUGUCUGUCUAUCUUCGAUACGCGACGCGAGGCCGGGCGAGAGGCGAAGGAUGUCACCGAUGGCUUCUGUGCCAUCUUCCUGAUCACGGAUCUCAUUAUCUUUCAGGAAGUCAUAGACAAGCGCAUGGCCUUCUUCCUCGACGAGCUGCUGCAGAAUCACGAGCUGCUGGCUAUUCCCCAAGCCUUCUUAUCAAACGAAGCAGUCUCACAAGCCUUUGUUGGCAUCUCAUUCCGCUUCCUAGUCGCCCGCCUCGAUGAGAUCGGUAGCGCAGACAAAGAGAAGACAAGUGUCAUGUUGCGACUCUUCAAGAUGUCGUUCAUGGCUAUCACCAUCUUUCCAGAUGUCAAUGAGAUCGUUCUGCAGCCGCUCCUGGGUCACAUCAUCAUGCAGUCGCUCAAGCUGGCGAGUAAAGCACCAGAGCCGACCAACUACUACUUUCUUCUGCGUGCACUCUUCCGCAGCAUAGGCGGAGGUCGCUUUGAGCUGCUCUACAAAGAAGUCCUGCCGCUACUGCAAGCUCUGCUCGAGAAUCUCAAUGGGUUGCUAAAUGCUGCCGAACGAUCCAAGCGAGAUCUCUUUGUCGAGCUUUGCUUGACAGUACCGGUCAGACUCAGCGUCUUGCUGCCGUAUCUCAGCUUCCUGAUGAAGCCCCUGGUAUUGGCGCUUCAAGCCGGUCCCGAGCUUGUCAGUCAGGGCUUGCGAACACUCGAGCUUUGCGUCGAUAACUUGACCCAAGAGUUCCUCAAUCCGCUCAUGGCGCCUGUCAUCAACGACGUCAUGGCUGCUCUGUGGAAGCUGUUGCGGCCUGUGCCGUUUAACCACCAGCAUGCUCACACGACUGUGCGCAUCCUCGGCAAGAUCGGAGGGCGCAAUCGACGCAAUUUGGGACCCGUUAAACUCGAAUGGCGUCCUGUCGGGCCAGAGGCGACGAUCCCCGUGCACUUCGAUGGUCAAUUGCAGACAAUCAGGCUAGCGCCUGUUGUCGAUCUUGCACUCCGCAUGAUCAGACGGGGAGAUAUCCACUACAGGCGCAAUUCGUAUAUGCUCUUCAAGCAUGCGGUCGUCAUCUUCCUGAAGGAGACUUUACCUUACGGCGAAAACGAAGACACCUUUGGCAAUACUGUCCGAGGCUUGUUUGAGUCUGCUCGUGUCGACGAGUUCAGAGAAGAAGCGACCGAGUUUCUGAUGCGCUUAGCUGAGUAUAUUUUCGCUCUCGAGCUACGACGAGAGCCGAUCGACGGUUCGAUUGGCCGACACGUCCUACCGCUCUCUUCGGCAAUGAUCGACGCAAUGGCAGAGUCGCUCGCAUCGGCAGAGUCCGAAUAUCUUCGCGAGACGGCUGCACACGUUCAGCGCAUCGUUGAGGGGCUCAUCGCUUUCAGGGAUUCUGCAGAUCCCCCGAAGCCUGCCUUCGUGCAUGCAAUCCUGAGACAACUAGCAGCUCGGCUUAGCUCGCUCUGCUACGACCAGUCUUGGCAGCGGAAGACUGGGGGUGCCACUGGUAUCGCCAUCUUGACGUCCAAGAUGCAGCUUGGUCUCAACUGGAUGCUCGAUCAUGAGCUCGAAUUCGUUCGCGCAUUGCUGUUCACGCUUAAAGACAUGCCAUCUGACCCGCCCGGUAAUGUCGGUGAAGUCUCGCAAACAUUGCUACACAUUCUGGGCACAUGUAAUGCUCCGCCAAGCGCACAGAUCGAGGCAGGCCCGGAUCCAAGUAAAAGCGCAGACGCAAUGCAAGUAGACAAGCCCAACAGCGCGAAGCUCGCUGCAGACUCUGCGCCUGCAGAAACUCCCAAGAAGAAUCCCGCACUCGCUCAGCAGUCCAAAGUGCAGAAGCACAACUUCCUUAUUGGCAUGCUGAUCAUUGAGCUGUCAAGUCAAGUCGAGACAGUACGUGAAACAGCCAAGGCAUCCCUCGAGAUCUUAUCAAAAUCGACUGGAAAGACCGUCACGGAGAUGCUUCGACCUGUGCGAGAGCGGCUGCUCGGACCGAUCUUCAGCAAGCCGCUUCGCGCGCUAGCCUUCUCAAUGCAAAUUGGUCACAUCGACGCAGUCAGCUACUGCAUCACGCUGCGUCCGCCACUUAUCGAUCUCGAGGAGAACAAAGAUCGCCCUGAGGCAUCGAUGGAGACACCCCUGCUCAGACUAUUGACGGAGGCGCUUGGUAUCGCAGACGCAGAAGACUCUGCUCUGACAGGGCGGGCAACGCAACACAAGAAUGCAGCGCUUCUGACGACACUGCGCGUCGCUUGCGUGAAGCUUUUGUCAGCUGCAAUGGCCACGCCUGAGUUUCUGUCUCCCAAAUACAAUGCGACAAGGAUGAAGACGCUGGGCAUAUAUUUCAAACUGCUCUACGUUCGCUCGCCAGAUGUCGUCAACGCUGCCUAUUGGGGCCUCAAGCAAGUACUCAAUCAGCAAGGCAAGUUGCCAAAGGACCUGCUACAGGGAGGUCUACGCCCAGUUUUGACGAACUUGUCUGACCAUAAGCGACUCACUGUGCCCGGUCUGCAAGGCUUGGCUCGUCUUCUUGAGCUGCUCACAAGCUACUUCAAGAAGGAAAUCGGUCAGAAAUUACUCGAUCACUUCCGUGCGCUUGCGGAGCCCAACGCAAUGACGACCGCCGCUUUGGCGCCUCAGAACGAGCAUGGCGAGCUCCAGAUAAUGGCCGCGAUAAUCAACAUUUUCCAUCUAUUGCCAUAUCCUGUCUCUGUCGACUUCUUGCAAGAUGUCAGCACGCUCGUCGCCGAUGUGGAGCUACAUCUCCGCAAAGCUACAGCGAGCGUCUUCACUGAGCCAUUAGCACGCUAUCUCAACCUCUAUCCUGCCGAGUCGACUGCAUUCUACUUCGCUCGCAUGAGUGAACAGCGAUUCAUGAGCAGCUUCCGCUUCGUCAUGGCAUCUGGUCAUGUCGAUGCCCUAGCGGAACGUAUCAAUGAGCAGCAUAUGGAGCUCUUCUCGCCAGCUUUCCGCGCGGAAUCACUCGACUUGUCUACGCUGCACGCUGCACUACUCAUCAAGCUAUUCUGCGAGCACGAUGCGUCGUGGAUAGUCUCGCGUCCUGGCAUAGUAGAGCUCCUCAUUGGUAGAUGGCAGUCGCCACAGCGUGCAGAGCGUCUGGGCGCACAGGGCAUCUCACAUAUGUCGCAGUUGGCCGAAGAUGCAGCGUUCUUGGACAUCUUCCUCAUAUAUCUCCGGCAAGCCGAGCACAUCGACCUUCUUUUCCGUAUGCUUGACGUAUACACCUGGCGCUGCCCAUCCGACCGCUUCGCACUGACUCGAUUUUACUACGAGACAAUCGCAAAGAGCACAGAUAUCGCGUUCAGAACACGCAUACUCAGUCGCUUCCUGGACAUAUUUGCCGACAAGACGAUGCCACAAUCUCAGAAGACUGCUGCUUUGCGAGUGAUCAUCAAUCCAAUGCUCUAUGUCGCCUUCUCCCGAGGUAACAGCGAGGCUGGCUUGGUCGACGCAGUGAUCAUCAAUAGAUUACAUGCGACUAUCUGGCAGCCAGGCUUAGAGCAUCCUGGCGGCUCGCCCGGCGGCCCAGAGGAAGCUCUUCUCAUUGAGCUGUUACACAUGUCGACCCUGAUCGUCCGACAUCGAUACUCGUCGAUCGCCGAGAACAAGAAGGACGUCAUCAAGUAUGGCUGGAAACAGAUCACAGUCGAGGAUAUCACGGUCAAGCAAUCGGCGUAUGCCCUCAUCGCUCAGUUUCUGGCCGUUUACGAAUCUCCAGCACGCAUUGUUCUCGUCAUCUGGAACCAUCUUUUGCGGGCGCAUCAACUCGAGGGUCGUGCUCUUGUCCGAGAGGCACUAGACGUGCUUGCUCCAGCGCUACCGUUCAGGUCGAAUCCAGAAGAGGAUCCACCUGGCUGGAUCGCCUGCACUCGCCGUGUGCUCGCAGAAGAAGGUCACAGCAGUGUGCCUCAACUAUCGCACAUCUACAACCUGUUUGCGCGACACUGCGACCUCUUCUUCCCAUAUCGCGGUCUCUUUGUACCCAACAUGGUCUCCUCAUUGAGCAAGCUCGCCUUCGGACCACUCAGCACUGUCGAGACGCGCGUCCUGACUGUCGACGUCAUUGAUAUGCUGCUGCAAUGGGAACGACGUCGAUUAGGCAAAUCUGUGCGGCCUGAAGGCGCCGAGAUGGAGUCUCUAAAGACGCCUACUUCUGAUACGUCUGUGCCUAAGCGGGGUCGCGCAGGUUCUGUAGCUGCAUCGAGCGCAGGCCUCGCGUCCGGCAAUUCAAAUGCGUACAGUAUACCACUGCCGAACCGUGACACAAUUAUCAGCACGCUCAUUCGCUUAGUGGCUUUUGCUUCAGAGCCGAUUUCGCGGGGUGGUGUCGCCGCCCGAGCAAUGAAUCUACUCAAAGAGUUCCUUGGCGGUGGCAUCUGGGACGACGUCAGCCCAAAGCUUGCCUGGUUCAGCCGGACACUUACGAAUGCAGAGAUCAAUGAGCAGACUCUGAACACCCUCUGCAAUACGAUCGAUGUUCUCUGCGUCGUCCAGUCUUUCCGGCCUGACGCUUGGGUGCUCGACAAUCUCGGCACGAUGAUCAAGAUCAUCGAGAAAGUCACGUCAGCAUCGGAGGUCAGAUUGCACGUGUCCCUGCGACCGAUCCUCGAACGGACCUUUGAGAUCCUGCCUCAGCGUGACUCCAAAGGAGAGGAUGAGAAGAUGACGAUGGCGGACGCCAUCACCGAUGAGGAUGAUGAUGUCGUUAGGUUUACUAAGUGGGCGACGAUGACAAUCAAUGACGGUCUGCGCAGCCUUAGCAACAUCCAAGGCACCAUUGUCAUUCUACAGGCAUGGGUCAAGCACAAGCCUGAAGUUACCGACGAAUUCCUCGGCCCUCUUAUCCGCGUACUUACGCGCAUGACGAAAGAGCACUUUGCUACUGCCAAUACGCCCGCCUUUGAAGGCACUUCACGCAUCUUGAUGUCUACCCUCGAGAUCCUCCGCAGACGGGUCUCGCAUCUUGGUGAGCAGAGGCGCUGGCUGCUUUCGGCACUUGUGCAAAUUGUCGAAAAGUCGCCAAGCACAGAAGUAUGUCGAUUCGUGCUCGAAAUGAUGUCAGUAUGGAUCAAAGAGCGCAAAGAAGCGUAUCCGACUGUUCGCGAGAAAGCCGGCAUCUUGUCAAAGAUGAUGACCUUCGAAAAUCGACACGAUGACGCGCUACUCAAAGACUUCUUGCAGCUUAUUCUGGACAUUUACACCGACCCAGCGCUCGCCCGGACUGAGCUUACUGUUAGGCUCGAGCAGGCAUUCUUGCUCGGCUGUCGCAACAGGGACGCGACGAUCCGCACGCGUUUCCUGGAAGUUUUCGACCGCUGCAUCGAUCGCUCGCUGUUCAGUCGAUUGUACUACAUCCUCGGAGUGCAGAAUUGGGAGUCUAUCGGCGAGACAAAUUGGAUUCACCAGGCGCUUGACCUUCUGCUCGGUGCGGUAGAUGCGAAGCGCAAGCUGUUCGCUGGCCUUGCGCCAAGUCCGGUACCCAAUCAAGCCUUCGUUGACGCGCUCGCUGAAUACGAAGUCGGCGGUCUGGUCAAUGCAGCGCGUAGACUGCUCUAUGCGGACGCGACUACAACGCAUGUCAUGUGGAUCUCGACGUUCAAAGCCGCUUGGCCUUGCAUCACUCGUCGCGAGCAGACGGAUAUGACGCGCUUCAUUAUCUCUUUGCUGGGCAAAGAAUGGCACACGAAGAAUCGCGAUCGUCGACCCAACGUCAUCCAGACAAUUUUGAGCAGCGCACAGGCGUGCUCACCGCCAGUGGCGCUGCCACCUCAUCUUGUGCGCUACCUUGGCAAAUCUUUCAAUGCGUGGCAUGUCGCUCUGGAGAUCAUGCAAGAUGUCGUCGAGGACCCGCGCGAGGAUGACGUAGUGCGCGACUGCACUUGCGACGCACUUGCGGAGCUCUAUUCGGACCUGUCCGAGUACGACAAUUUCUAUGGUCUUUGGCGACGUCGAUCGUAUUAUAACGAAACGAAUGCUGCCAUCUCAUUUGAACAGCACGGCUUGUGGCAACAAGCACAGGUUCAGUAUGAGGCAGCCCAAGUCAAGGCACGGUCAGGCGCUAUGCCAUUCACAGAGUCGGAAUAUAACGUCUGGGAGGAUCAUUGGGUGCUCUGCGCACAGAAGCUUCAGCAGUGGGACAUUUUGACCGACUUAGCAAAGCACGAAGGCAAUGCUGACCUCUUCCUGGAGUGCGCAUGGCGGCUGUCAGACUGGCAAAGCGAUCGCGACUUUAUUGAGCAGUCGAUCGAUAACAUGGAGUCUCAGGCCACGCCUCGCCGACGAACAUUUGAGGCUUACAUGGCGUUGGUGAAGGUACAGGCUGGCAUAGUCACGCCCGGCGAAGAAAAGAAGACCGAUGCUCAGCGCUUGUGCGACGAGGGCAUCCAGCUUGCACUUCGCAAAUGGUACUAUUUGCCAGACAUUGUCUCUGAGGCACAUCUGCCUUUGCUACAUGUGUUUCAGCAAUUUGUCGAGCUGCAAGAAGCAUCUCUCAUGUUCAACAGCCUAUCGCAAACUACUGCACAGAAUCUCGAAGCCAAAUCGGCCGAAAUCAAAGGCACUUUGCAGACGUGGCGCGAACGUCUGCCAAAUCUUUGGGAUGAUGUCAAUAUCUGGAGUGAUCUCGUGGCUUGGCGUCAGCACGUCUUCUCUGCAAUCAACAAAGCUUAUCUGCCACUCAUCCCUGCGCUCACGAGCGCGAACGGCGGUGGCUCAGCAGCAAAUUCACAUGCAUAUCGCGGUUACCAUGAGACAGCUUGGAUUAUCAACCGAUUCGCUCAUGUUGCUCGAAAGCAUCAUUUGCACGAAGUUUGCAUCACUUCGCUCACAAAGAUAUAUACACUGCCCAACAUCGAAAUCCAGGAGGCCUUCCUGAAGCUUCGAGAGCAAGCAAGGUGUCAUUACCAAAGUCCCACGGAGCUCAACCAGGGCCUCGAAGUCAUCAACAAUACGAACCUCAUGUACUUCGGCCCGGCGCAGAAAGCGGAGUUCUUCACGCUCAAGGGCAUGUUCCUCGCACGACUUAACUUGCAUGAGGAAGCAGCGCAAGUGUUCAAUCAAGCGGUGGGUACAGAUAUGUCCUUCCCGAAAGCAUGGGCAGAAUGGGGCGAGUACCACGACAGAAUGUUCAAAGACAAUCCGAACGAUCUCAACAUGGCAGCCAACGCCGUGUCUUGCUACUUGCAGGCCGCCGGGCUCUACAAAAAUGCUCGAGCUCGUAAGAUACUUGUCAGAAUACUUUGGCUGCUCAGUCUCGACGACAAUAGCGGGACGGUGGCCAAAGCAUUCGAUCUCUACAAAGGCGACGUACCUGUAUGGUACUGGAUCACGUUCAUACCGCAAUUGCUCUCCUCGCUCUCGUAUCGAGAAGCCCGAUAUGCUCGCAUAAUCUUAAUGAAGAUUGCCAAGACUUACCCACAAGCGCUGUUCUAUCUGCUCAGAACAACUAAUGAGGACCUCAGCGCAGUCAAGCGACAACAAAUGGCAGCCAAGGCUCGCGAAGCUGCAAAGAAAGACGAAGAGGCGAAGAUCUCGGCUGCUGCAGCUGCUACGAACGGCACGGGCACUGAGUCAGGCCCUAUACCAGAUGCAAGCAAAGCGACAACGCCUGCACCAGCUUUGCCGGUGCAAGCUGCUGCAGGCAUUCCGACCUCGGUACCACCCGGCGUUGUACCAAACCAACCGAUCGCGCCUCGUCAACCAUGGGAGCAUGUCGAGGAGAUCAUGUCCAUCCUCAAGACUGCCUUCCCACUGCUUACGCUCACGAUGGAGAUGAUUGGGGAUCAAAUUCAGCAGCGUUUUAAGCCGACGCCAGAGGAGGACAUCUUCAGGCUAGUCAGCGCGCUUCUCAAUGACGCUCUUCAACAAUUCAUCGCUCGAGCUGCAUUUGUCGAUGAUGACGGCGCCCUACCUCAGCCGACCGUGCAGAACGUUGCCCGGUUCGCAGAGAAUUUGCAUCCCGGCCCGCUCAAGACGAACUUCGAGCGCGACUUUUUGGCUUCGAAGCCGAAUUUGCAAAGCUAUGUCGCACGAUUGCAGAGAUGGCGAGAUCGAUACGAGGUCGUACUCGAUCGCAAAGCAAAACGUCACAAUCUGGAAGUCUGCUCGCAUUGGCUUGUCGAAUUCCAAUAUCAGAAGUUUGACGAAAUCGAAGUACCUGGACAGUACCUCAAGUACGAGGACAGCAAUAUGAAUUUCGUCAGGAUUGGACACUUCCAGUCCAAAUUCGAUGUCAGCAGACUUUCGGGCAUCUGCACACGCCGCCUUACUAUCGUCGGUCACGAUAGUAGCUUGCACUCGUUCGCUAUCCAGCUACCAGCUGCGCGACAUUCGCGUCGCGAAGAGCGAAUCAUGCAGCUUUUCCGCAUGCUCAAUUCACCAUUGACACGUAGGAAAGAAUCGAGGAAGCGUAAUGCUUUGUUUACGGUCCCGAUCGCUGUGCCACUCGCGCCUCACGUCCGCUUGCUCGAGAACGAUGCGUCCAUUGUCAGCUUGCAAGACAUAUACGAGAACUUUUGCCAUGAACGUGGCAUCGGCAAGGACGACCCUAUCAUUCAUUACGCUGAGAAGCUCAGACGACUUGCACAAGCCCACGCUGCUGUUUCACGAUCGACACCUCAGCGUCUGAACACAGCCGCGACGAAGCUCGAAGCGUACGAAGAAGUACGAACGAAGAUGUUCCCCGACACGGUCUUGAAGAAUUACAUGGCGCGAUCAAUGGUAUCCGCGAGCGAUCUCUGGCAUCUCCGCAAGCGAAUGACGCAGCAGCUGGCCAGCUUUAUCUUUAUGACCUAUGUCUUCAGUAUGGGAUCUCGGCUACCUUCGCGCAUCCUCUUCUCGCGAGUCAACGGUGGCUUGCACACUUCUGAUAUGCUGCCGACCUUAUCGCCUCAAGCGCCCGAAUUUGCCAAUAACGAGGCUGUCCCAUUCCGGUUCACGCCGAGCAUUCAGAAGUUCAUCACAGCGGUAGGUACAGAAGGCCUGCUGACCUCUUCUCUCAUGGCAAUCGCUGGGGCGCUUACGGAGGAAGAGGACGAUCUCGAGCAUCGGCUGUGCAUCUUUGUGCGCGAAGAAGUCAUUGCCUGGCACCACAUGCAGCACAAGACCCUGCAAGACAAGCUCGUACGCGCAGCCACGGUGUCCAACGUCAAGAACAUCGUUCGGCGCGCUCAAUUGCUCAGUUGCAAGAUCGAUCGCGAGAAUCAGCCGCUCGGCGUCGUGCCCGCGAACCAGACCAUCCUCGAGCUGCUCAGCUACAGCGCGAAUCCACAGCGACUCAGUGCUAUGGAUCCCAUCUGGCUACCAUGGCUGUAGACAUUCCUUCUGUUGUACAUUGCACGCGAAAAAGCAAUCACGUGAUUUGCUCCGCUGCGUCCAGACCACCAGAGACCAUUGCAGCGGUGAUCUCCUCUCCCGCACGCACUCACAACAUGAUACUUGUAGUCUGGCAUUCUCAGCUACGACUGCGAUCUGUGACGUCGGACGACCGUUUGCAAAGCACUCGCAACUUGCUCGGCCUCGGCUCGUGACGUAAGUUCAGCAGAGCUCGAGCAGAUUGGGAGCAUCUAGCGCAAUGUUAGCAUUAGCAGUCAAACAAAUGUAGGCAUGACGGUACGCUGGUAGUCUCUCGCUGCACAAUCGCGCGAACAGGCAAGAGCUAUACAGCAGAGGGUAGCGUUGGCGACUUCGGC